UAUUCUUCCGCGGGACAGUGACGCGGCCUUUUCCUUCCGACAACAGUAGCCGAGUGCGGGCAGCAGUGCUGCUCAGAAACAUUAGCUAAUUCGCGUACAGUACAUUAAAAAACGGUGUAUUCGCGGUAACGUGAUACGCUAGGGAACAUCUGGGUGUGUUUGUUUUACUCUCCAACUUUAUUUUGCUACUUCAUUUCUCUGUUUGCCACACCGCUUGAACACUGAAGAAAUAUAAUCCGGUUCGUGUUGUGCGCUACGAAGCUAACGUUAGCUAGCUACUUCUGGAGUGAGGCUCAGGCAGAAUGGAGCUGAUUGCAAUCCUCGAAAAAACGGUCUCUCCAGAUCGAAAUGAACUGGAGGCUGCGCAGAAGUUUCUGGAGCAGGCGGCGAUUGAAAACUUGCCCACGUUCCUGGUGGAGCUGUCCAAGGUCCUGGCCAAUCCCGGGAACAGCCAGGUGGCCCGCGUCGCGGCAGGACUGCAGGUCAAGAACUCGCUCACCUCCAAGGACCCCAACGUGAAGACGCAGUACCAGCAGAGAUGGCUCGCCAUCGACAGCAACGCCCGCAGGGAGAUCAAGAACUACGUGCUCCAGACCCUGGGCACGGAGACGUACCGGCCCAGUUCGGCCUCCCAGUGCGUGGCCGGCAUCGCCUGCGCAGAGAUCCCCGUCACCCAGUGGCCUCAGCUCAUCCCCCAGCUGGUGGCCAACGUCACCGACCCCAGCAGCACCGAGCACAUGAAGGAGUCCACGCUGGAGGCCAUCGGAUACAUCUGCCAGGACAUCGACCCAGAGCAGCUGCAGGAGAACGCCAACCAGAUCCUGACCGCCAUCAUCCAGGGCAUGAGGAAGGAGGAGCCCAGCAACAACGUGAAGCUGGCCGCCACCAACGCGCUGCUCAACUCCCUGGAGUUCACCAAAGCUAACUUCGACAAAGAGACGGAACGACACUUUAUAAUGCAGGUGGUCUGUGAAGCAACACAGUGCCCGGACACGAGAGUACGAGUAGCGGCCUUACAGAACCUGGUCAAGAUAAUGUCCCUGUACUAUCAGUACAUGGAGACGUACAUGGGCCCCGCUCUGUUCGCCAUCACAAUAGAAGCCAUGAAGAGCGACAUCGAUGAAGUGGCCUUGCAGGGAAUUGAGUUCUGGUCCAACGUGUGCGACGAGGAGAUGGACCUGGCUAUCGAGGCGACUGAGGCAUCAGAGCAGGGUAGACCUCCAGAACACACCAGCAAGUUCUACGCCAAAGGAGCCCUGCAGUACCUGGUGCCCAUUCUCACCCAGACCCUCGCCAAGCAGGACGAGAACGACGACGAUGACGACUGGAACCCCUGCAAGGCGGCGGGGGUGUGUCUGAUGCUGCUGGCCACCUGCUGCGAAGACGAUGUCGUGCCGCACGUGCUGCCCUUCAUCAAGGAGCACAUCAAACACCCCGACUGGCGCUACCGCGACGCCUCCGUCAUGGCCUUCGGCUCCAUCCUAGAGGGGCCCGACCUCAACCAGCUCAAGCCCCUCGUCAUCCAGGCUAUGCCCACUCUGAUCGAGCUGUUGAAGGACCCCAGUGUGGUUGUCAGGGACACCACGGCCUGGACGGUGGGCCGGAUCUGCGAGCUGCUCCCCGAGGCCGCCAUUAACGCCGUGUACCUGUCGCCGCUGCUGCAGGGUCUGAUCGAGGGCCUGGGGGCCGAGCCUCGCGUCGCCUCCAACGUCUGCUGGGCCUUCUCCAGCCUGGCGGAAGCUGCCUAUGAGUCCGCCGACGCGGUGGAGGACCAGGAGGAGCCCAGCACCUACUGCCUCUCCUCCUCCUUCGAGCUCAUCGUACAGAAGCUCCUGGAGACCACAGACAGGCCCGACGGUCACCAGAACAACCUGCGCAGCGCCGCGUACGAGGCCUUGAUGGAGAUCGUGAAGAACAGCGCCAAGGACUGCUACCCGGCCGUGCAGAAGACCACCCUGGUCAUCAUGGAGCGGUUACAGCAGGUGCUCCAGAUGGAGUCCCACAUCCAGAGCACCUCGGAUCGCAUCCAGUUCAACGACCUGCAGUCCCUGCUGUGUGCCACCCUGCAGAACGUGCUGCGUAAGGUGCAGCACCAGGACGCGCUGCAGAUCUCAGACGUGGUGAUGGCCUCUCUGCUCAGGAUGUUCCAGACCACCGCCGGCUCCGGCAGCGUUCAGGAGGACGCGCUCAUGGCCGUCAGCACGCUGGUGGAGGUUUUGGGGAGCGAUUUCUUAAAGUAUAUGGAUGCAUUCAAACCUUUCCUGGGUAUUGGACUGAAGAACUACGCAGAGUUCCAGGUGUGUCUGGCGGCCGUGGGGCUGGUGUGUGACCUGUGCCGGGCGCUCAUGUCCAAUAUCCUGCCUUACUGUGACGAGAUCAUGCAGCUGCUGCUGGAAAACCUGGGGAACGAUAACGUGCACAGGUCUGUGAAGCCCCAGAUUCUGUCCGUGUUCGGCGACAUCGCCCUGGCCAUCGGCGGAGAGUUCAAGAAGUACCUGGAGAUCGUGCUCGACACCCUACAGCAGGCCUCGCAAGCCCAGGUGGACAAGACGGAUUACGACAUGGUCGACUACUUGAACGAGCUGCGGGAAGGCUGUCUGGAGGCGUACACCGGCAUCAUCCAGGGCCUGAAAGGAGACCAGGAGAACGUGCACCCGGACGUGAUGCUGGUGCAGCCACGCGUGGAGUUCAUCCUGUCCUUCAUCCACCACAUCGCAGAGGACGAAGACCAUUCUGACGGCGUGGUGGCCAACUCCGCUGGGCUCAUAGGGGACCUCUGUACGGCCUUCGGGAAGGAUGUGAUGAAGCUGGUGGAGCUCCGGCCCCUCAUCAACGAGCUGCUGACUGAGGGCCGACGGUCGAAGUCCAGCAAAACCAAGACCCUGGCCACCUGGGCCACCAAGGAGCUCCGCAAGCUGAAGAACCAGGCCUGAUGGCAGCCUGUGGAGGGGAAACUCGCUGAGAAUGCUCCACUGGAAUUUCUUCUGUCUUUUGGCAAUGCAGUUAAAGCAGAAGUGAAGAGUGUGUCUGAAUGUAAGAGUGAGUGAGUGAAGCUUUAUCAUACCAUCUACUGAGUACAAUUCCAGCUCCACAGAGGCUCUGGACCACCACCAGACUGAAUCAGACACCGCCACAUGGAUAUCUCUUAUCUGGACAGCUGUAGCCAGCUCGUUCAAGAACUCUUAAAACUGGUUAUCAGUCAGCCACAGGGGGAAAAAAAAACAAAACAAAAAAAACGCGAAACAAAAAGGAUUACCAGAGUAGACAAAACAAAACAAAAACUGCCAAACUCGGAGUUUCUUUUCACAAAAGGACUUUUUUUGCUCUUUGACUGGUCUGUGGAAGACGUUUUUACAAAGCACUUAACGUGCAGGACUUCAAACGGAGAUCUGAGAAAUUAAAAACAACAAACAGCAUUUUAAUUGAGUGU
This is a messenger RNA of Conger conger (European conger), 3430 nucleotides long. It is a transcript of the gene kpnb1, whose product is annotated as karyopherin (importin) beta 1. The record is from RefSeq and is a predicted model, not a curated record. Gene Ontology annotation, biological process: protein import into nucleus. Gene Ontology annotation, cellular component: nucleus; cytoplasm. Gene Ontology annotation, molecular function: small GTPase binding; nuclear import signal receptor activity. Bases 303 to 2933 code for a protein of 876 amino acids. The transcript is spliced from 22 exons. Lineage: Eukaryota; Metazoa; Chordata; Actinopteri; Anguilliformes; Congridae.